Molecule: messenger RNA, 402 nt
Organism: Didymosphaeria variabile
Lineage: Eukaryota; Fungi; Ascomycota; Dothideomycetes; Pleosporales; Didymosphaeriaceae
Exons: 3
Coding region: 1-402 (133 amino acids)
Biological process (GO): translation
Cellular component (GO): ribosome
Molecular function (GO): structural constituent of ribosome
Source: RefSeq, a predicted model, not a curated record
AUGGCUGAUUCCCAGGUUACUCUGCGCACGCGCAAGUUCAUCCGCAACCCCCUCCUCGGCCGCCGCCAGAUGGUUGUCGACGUCCUCCACCCUAACCGCCCGAACGUCUCCAAGGACGAACUCCGUGGCAAGCUCGGUGAGCUCUACAAGGCCAAGAAGGAUGAUGUCUCCGUCUUCGGCUUCAAGACACACUUCGGUGGCGGCAAGAGCACCGGCUUUGCUCUCAUCUACGACAGCGCCGAAGCUAUGAAGAAGUUCGAGCCCCACUACAGGCUGGUGCGGUACGGCAUGGCCUCCAAGAUCGAGAAGGCCAGCAGGCAGCAGCGCAAGCAACGCAAGAACAGGUCGAAGGAGUUCCGGGGUACGGCCAAGACCAAGGGUGGCGACAAGAAGAAGAAAUAA